AUGAUCUUGACCCUCCGGAAGUAUCUUGCAGGAUCAAACCAGUCCUGCCCAUCAUCGAUUCUCGGAGAUCGCCAGUCCACUCGAGGCCACGCCCAGCCCGCCGAGCUCCGCAACGGAGCGAUCAGCUACCGGCCUGCAUGGGAAAUUCUGAAUUGUUGA
Molecule: messenger RNA, 159 nt
Organism: Colletotrichum truncatum
Lineage: Eukaryota; Fungi; Ascomycota; Sordariomycetes; Glomerellales; Glomerellaceae
Source: RefSeq, a predicted model, not a curated record